Molecule: messenger RNA, 25097 nt
Organism: Coregonus sp. 'balchen'
Lineage: Eukaryota; Metazoa; Chordata; Actinopteri; Salmoniformes; Salmonidae
Source: the annotation of a GenBank genome assembly
UGGUGUAUGAAGCGGUUGAGAAGCGAAAUAGCAGCGGACAGGACAAGAAACAAUGGCGACAGCGGCAACUGCAGCGGGUGGAACGGGUUCAGGGGGACCAGCAGCCGGCCCUGUGGGCGUCGGUACUGCGGUGUGCCGUAAGAAAGAUGGAGGUCCUUCCUCGAAAUACUGGGAGAGCGCAGAAACUGUCUCUCAGAUCGAUUCGGUGCGCCAAUGGAUCGGGAAACACUACAAAAAGGUUGGCGAGCGCUGGUUUUAACCUCCAUUGAUUUCUAACGUCAAGGCACGCGUCUCUAGCACAAUGGAAGUGCAAUCUAGCUUUCUCUUUCAAUCUAUCGCUCCCAUUAGGUACUUGUGGCAACCUAGAUAUUAAUAGAUAGUUAGCUUCAUCCAUAAAGAUGUCCAUCGCAACAUUAACGUUUUAACAACAUGAACAUUACAUGUCGAAAGAUAGCUAGGCUAGCUAACGAAAUGUUAGCUGCUAACUGAACAGCCUGACCAUACCGUCCGUAAUUUUUGUUUUGUUGCACGGCCAGCGCUACCUGAAGAGUUGUCUGUUUGUGUAACCUGUUAGCAAGGUAGCUAACAUAAUUAGCUAGUUAACGUACUAACUAAGGUAGGUAAGAUAACUAGUUAGUUAACAUGUUUUGAAACGGUAUCAUUGAUGUAAACAUUGGGGUGAUCCGGCAAGUCACGUGACUUGACGUAACUAACGUUAGUUAGCUACAGUAACGUUGGGUAACAUUGUGAUUGAGCAGAGAACAGCAGACGGAUCGAUUGGUGCGUUGAUGUCUUACAUUUAUGUCUAGUUAAUUAGCUGAAUCGUCUUGAUGGGAAGCCUCGACUACAUCAUGUACUGAACUAGCUUGAGCUAGGAGACAAACGGUGUUCCGCACAUAAAACCAAGCAAAGGCUGCCUUUGCUGACAGCAGCAAAACAUCUUAUAUUUUUUUAUAUUUUAGUCAUUUAGCAGACGCUCUUAUCCAGAGCGACUUACAGUUAGUGAGUGCAUACAUUUUCAUACUUUUUUCAUACUGGCCCCCCGUGGGAAACGAACCCACAACCCUGGCGUUGCAAGCGUCAUGCUCUACCAACUGAGCUACACGGGGCCCAGCGUGGUCGUGGAUGCACAUGCCAGCCUUAACGUAUGGAUUUCCCAAAACAACUGUAUUGAAAAGAAGUAACUAGCUACUGUAAACUAUUUAUUUUCUUGAAACCGGGGAGCCACUCUUCAGUGACCAGUGAAGGGGCCUCACUGAAUGAAAAAGUGAUAUCAUAUCACCCCUCAUUUACCUAAGAAAGGCUGUUCUUGUGGUCUUACAGUAUGAGCUACCUAAUCAUGAGAUUUUGUGUGUGUCUGCAUUGGCCAUGUGUUUGUCUGACCAUGUAGCCUAACACUUCUGUGGGCUCACAAUAUUCAAUCCCUCCUUUGUCUCACAUGAGUGUGCCACCGUCACUAACACAGUGGUCUUGUGGUGUCUCAGUAUGUACAGGCAGACUCUCCCUCCAAUAAGUCUCUGGCAGGGCUGGUGGUGCAGCUGCUUCAGUUCCAGGAAGAUGCUUUCGGACGGAGGGUCAACAACCCUGCCCUCACCAAGUUACCUGUGAGUAUCUCCUCCACACACAUCUUUACACCUGACCAGGUCGGGACAGGGACGGGACCUACACACAUAGUGAAAUUGAAAUGACGCCUAGACCUUUUUUGGGCAAGGGAAGAGUGGGCUAUGGAGGGUUUGAGGGCUUCCCAAUCACUUCUGCACAUUUUGUGUCAUAGUAGUUUGCCCUGUCUUUAUCUAUGUGAGCUAGCUUGUGUGAACGUCCCUCGCCCUUUUCUCUGUAUUGCCUCAUCAGACCAAGAGCUUCCUGGACUUCAAGGCAGGGGGUGCUCUGUGUCACAUCCUGGGCUCCACCUACAAGUUCAAGAGCGAGCAGGGCUGGUAAGUAGGGUCUUGAUUGAAUACUUAAAAAAUGCAUCAUUCCCACCUUGGACUAAUCACUUAUAUGAUUUGUAUAAUUAAUAUUUGAAAUGUUAUUUCUCCUGUGGAAUCACAUAGAAGGUAGUGGUUGCUUUAAGAGAGGGAGGUAAAAAGGAUGCCCUGUGAAGCUGAGUUGAGACUGUAAGUAACAAACAUAUGUUCUAUCCCUCCUAUCUGCAGGCGAAGGUUUGACCUGCAGAACCCCUCCAGGAUGGACAGGAAUGUAGAGAUGUUCUUGAAUGUAGAGAAGACCCUGGUUCAGAAUAGCUGCCUGACUCGACCAACCGUGUUCCUGGUGCCUGACAUGGAGCAGAAGCAGGCCAAUAAGCUGAAGGACAUCAUCAAGAGACACCAGGUAAGACACGCCCACCCAAAUUGCACCAACCAAUGGUAGGAUUGUGUCACCACUCACCAGACAUUCAAAUGGCAUCGUAAAGCUAUUUUCCUUCCUUCUUUCCUUUAGGGCUCCAUCACUGAGGAUAAGUCUAAGGCUACCCAUCAUAUCUACCCCUCUCCAACCCAGCAGGAGGAUGGUAAGUGAUGUGCUCUACUGAGAAAGGAAAUAAAGCUUCCCUUACAAUGUACAGUGCCUUCAGAAAGUAUUCAGACCCCUUGACUUUUUCCACAUUUUGUUACGUUACAGCCUUAUUCUAAAAUGGAUAAAAUAGUUUCCCCCCCUUAUCAAUCUACACACAAUACCCCAUAAUGACAAAGCAAAAACAGGUUUAGACAUUUUUGCAAAUUGUAUUUAAAAAAAAAAACUGAAAUAUUCAUUUACAUAAGUAUUCAGACCCUUUACUCAGUACUUUGUUGAAGCACCUUUGGCAGCCAUUACAGCCUCAAGUCUUCUUGGGUAUGACACUACAAGCUUGGCACACCUGUAUUUGGGGAGUUUCUCCCAUUUUUCUCUGCAGAUACUCUCAAGCUCUGUCAGGUUGGACAGGGAGCGUUGCUGCACAGCUAUUUUCAGGUCUCUCCAGAGAUGUUUGAUCGGGUUCAAGUCCGGGCUCUGCCUGGGCCACUUAACGACCUUCUUUUGCACGUAAAAAACAACCGGUGGACAGAGAGAGACUUGCUAGCUAGCUGGGAUUUUCUACAAGGAAUCUGCCUCCAGAAAAAAGCUUCUCCCAAGCGGGUGUGACACCUACUCCCGUUGCCUGCUGCACUGCUGCUUAGAUUCCACCUGGCGAUCUGUUCACCGUCUGCCCUGGCCUGUGUCCCCCUGUCUGGUACAGGUACCCCCCGCCACACACUCUCUCCCGAGCUUUCGCUCACCUCCAGCACACACACACACACCGCAGACUUUGGACUGAUCAGAAUUUUAGGUAGGCUAAUUAACUUGUGAAGCUUAUUAUGUGAGCUUACGCAAAUGCUUUAAUUAACUAGUAUAGGCCUACUAUUUAUUUAUUUUAUCUCAUACUUUUAUAGCCUACUGGACUCCGAGAGCUACUCUCAAGUUAUUUUGUUGGGGCGAGUGACUCUUUGAACUUACAAUGGCUAGCCCCAAGUCGUUAUAUUUUUUUAUUGUGCUUUAUGCUAUUUGCCUCAUGACUCCUGCGUGCUUUGUUGACUAUGAACUUACCCAACCGUGGGACAGACUGUUUGUUUCCACACUCCAGACUCUGACUCUCUAUUGGUUACACAGACUCUUGGCUUCCCAUCCUAUUCUAACCACCUCUCGUUGGCUUUGUAUUCAUGUUACCUGAUGAUGAAAUUGCUGUACGAUAUGAUCUUGUUGCCAUCUGAUGCACAUUCAAAUGUCAUAAAGAAUCAACACUGCAGAGCUCUCCCUGUCCUCUGCCGUGCCCUGAUUCUAUUACUAAUGAUGAUAUCUGGAAAUGUGCACCCUAACCCAUCUACUGUUGCUAGCCCCCAAUUCUGACUUGUGCUCUGAUAUGUUUCACUGAUUUCUGCUCUCCUAAAAGCCUGGGUUUUCUGCAUGUUAACACUAGAAGCCUAUUACCUAAAAUUGAUCAAUUGAAGAUAUGUGUUCACAGCUCCAAUCAGAUGUGUUGGUCAUUACUGAGACGUGGUUAAGAAAGUGUUUUGAACACUGAUGUUAACCUUUCUUGUUAAAACCUUUUUCGGCAAGACAGAUCUUCCAAAGGUGGUGGAGGGGCAAUCUUUACCAAGGAACACCUUCAGUGCGUGGUUCUCUCCACAAAGUCUGUCCCCAAACAAUUUGAUUAGCUGGUUUUAAGCAUUAAACUUUCAAGUAGCUCUUUGUUGACUGUUGCUGGGUGUUAUCCUCCACCAUCAGCACCGGCCUGUACCCUAAAUGCCCUAAGCUCUCUCCUGGCCCCUUACACUAAGUCUGAAUUUGUCCUGCUAGGUGACCUAAACUGGGACAUGCUUAAACCACCUGACCAAGUCCUAAAGCAAUGAGACUCCCUAAAUCUUUCUCAUAUUAUUACCACAAGGUAUGACUCCAAACACCCAGAAAAGGCUACUCUCCUUGAUGUUAUCCUCACAAAUAAUCCUGAUAGGUAUCAGUCUGGUGUUUUCUGUAAUGACCUUAGUGAUCACUGUUUUACAGCCUGUAUUCGUAAUGGCUGCUCAGUGAAACGACCUGUCCUGAUUUGUCAGACGCUUGCUAAAAAACUUGAAUGAGCAAGCCUUCCUUCAUGACCUGGCCUCUGUAAAUUGGUAUAGAAUCAGCUUGAUCCCCUCUGUCAAAGACGCUUGGACCUUCUUUUUUGAUAUUUUCAGUGGUAUUGUAAACAAACGCCCCCAUAAAGAAAAUGAGAAUGAAAAACAGGUUCAGCCCCUGGUUCGUCUGUGAUCUGGUAGAGUUACUCCACCUCAAGAAUUCCAUUUGGCGAAAGGCUCGGCACACACUUACUCAGGCUGACUGGCUCUCGUUCCGGCAAAUGAGAAAUAAGUGCACUCAGGCUAUCCGGAAGGCCAAAGUUAGUUACUUUAAGGAGCAGUUCUCUCUCUGUGGGUCUAACCCCAAGAAGUUCUGGAAAACGGUUAAAGACCUGGAGAAUAAACCCUCCUCCUCACAGCUGCCCAUGUCCCAUAAUGUUGAUGAUGUGGUUGUUACUGACAAGGAGCACAUGGCUGAGCUCUUUAAUCACCCCUUCAUUAAGUCAGGAUUCCUAUUUGACUCAGCCAUGCCUCAUUGCCCGUCCAACAUUUCCUCAUCUCCCACCCCUUCUAAUGCGACUAGCCCCGAUGCUCCCUCUUUUUCCCCUGCCCCACUACAUAGUUUCUCCCUGCAGGCGAUCACUGAGUCUGAGAUGCUAAAGGUUUAGAUGGUUUAGAUCCUUUCUUCUGUAAGGUUGCAGCCCAUAUCAUCGCCAAGCCUCUCUGACCUUUUUAACCUGUCUCUCCUCUCUGGGGAGGUUCCCAUUGCUUGGAAGGCAGCCACGGUGCGUGCUUUAUUUAAAGGGGGAGAUCAAUCUGAUCCUAACUGUUAUAGGCCCAUUUCUAUUUUGCCUUGUUUAUCAAAAGUGUUGGAAAAAACUUGUCAGGAAUCAACUGACUGGCUUUCUUGAUGUCUAUAGUAUUCUCUCUGGUAUGCAAUCUGGUUUCCGCACAGGUUAUGGAUGUGUCACUGCAACCUUUAAGGUCCUAAAUGAUGUCACCAUUGCCCUUGAUUCUAAGCAAUGUCGUGCUGCUAUUUUUAUUGACUUGGCCAAAGCUUUUGAUACGGUAGACCAUUCCAUUCUUGUGGGCCGGCUAAGGAGUAUUGGUGUCUCUGAGGGGUCUUUGGCCUAGUUUGCUAACUACCUCUCUCAAAGAGUGCAGUGUAUAAAGUCAGAACAUCUGCUGUCUCAGCCACUGCCUAUCACCAAGGGAGUACCCCAAGGCUCGAUCCUAGGCCUCACGCUCUUCUCAAUUUAGGCAGUAGGAAGCUCUCUCAUCCAUUUAUAUGCAGAUGAUAGUCUUAUACUCAGCUGGCCCCUCCCUGGAUUUUGUGUUAAACGCUCUACUAAGCUUUCUUAGUGUCCAACAAGCUUUCUCUGCCCUUAACCUUGUUCUGAACACCUCCAAAACAAAGGUCAUGUGGUUUGGUGAGAAGAAUGCCCCUCUCCCCACCCGUGUGAUUACUACCUCUGAGGGUUUAGAACUUGAGGUAGUCACCUCAUAGAAGUACUUGGGAGUAUGGCUAGACGGUACACUUUCCUUCUCUCAGCACAAAUCAAAGCUGCAGGCUAAGGUUAAAUCUAGACUUGGUUUCCUCUAUCUUUCACCCCAGCUGCCAAACUAGCCCUGAUUCAGAUGACCUUCCUACCCAUGCUAGAUUACGGAGAUGUAAUUUAUAGAUCGGCAGGUAAGGGUGCUCUCGAGCGGCUAGAUGUUCUUUACCAUUCGGUCAUCAGAUUUGCCACCAAUGCUCCUUAUAGGACACAUCACUGCACUCUAUACUCCUCUGUAAACUGGUCAUUUUUACAUUUACAUUUUAGUCAUUUAGCAGACGCUCUUAUCCAGAGCGACUUACAGGAGCAAUUAGGGUUAAGUGCCUUGCUCAAGGGCACAUCGACAGAUUUUUCACCUAGUCGGCUCGGGAUUAGAACCAGUGACCUUUCGGUUACUGCCACAACGCUCUUAACCACUAAGCUACCUGCUGUAUACCCGUCGCAAGACCCACUGGUUGAUGCUUAUUUAUAAAACCCUCUUAGGCCUCACUCCCCCCUAUCUGAGAUACCUACUGCAGCCCUCAUCCUCCACAUACAACACCCGUUCUGCCAGUCACAUUCUGUUAAAGGUCCCCAAUGCGCACACAUCCCUGGGUCGCUCCUCUUUUCAGUUCACUGCAGCUAGUGACUGGAACGAGCUGCAAAAAACACUCAAACUGGACAGUUUUAUCUUCAUCUCUUCAUUCAAAGACUCAAUCAUGGACACUCUUACUGACAGUUGUGGCUGCUUCGCGUGAUGUUUUGUUGUCUCUACCUUCUUGCCUUUGUGCUGUUGUCUGAGCCCAAUAAUGUUUCUACCAUGUUGUGUUGCUACCAUGCUGUGUUGUCAUGUGUUGCUGCCAUGCUAUGUUGUUGUCUUAGGUCUUUCUUUAUGUAGUGUUGUGGUGUGUUUUGUCCUAUAUUUUUAAUCCCAGCCCCCGUCCCCGCAGGAGGCCUUUUGCCUUUUGGUAGGCUGUCAUUGUAAAUUAUAAUUUGUUCUUAACUGACUUGCCUAGCUAAAUAAAAAAUAAAAAUAAAAUUCAGAGACUUGUCCACUCCUGCGUUGUCUUGGCUGUGUGCUUAGGGUCGUUGUCCCGUUGGAAGGUGUACGUUCGCCCCAGUCUGACGUCCUGAGCGCACUGGAGCAGGUUUUCAUCAAGGAUCUCUCUGUACUUUGCUCCGUUAAUCUUUUCCUCAAACCUGACUAGUCUCCCAGUCCCUGCCGCAGAAAAACAUCCCCACAGCAUGAUGCUGCCACCACCAUGCUUCACCGUAGGGAUGGUACCAGGUUUCCUCCAGACAUGACACUUGGCAUUCAGGCCAAAGAGUUCAAUCUUGGUUUCAUCAGACCAGAGAAUCUUGUUUCUCAUGGUCUGAGAGUCUUUAGGUGCCUUUUGGCAAACUCCCAAGCGGGCAGUCAUGUGCAUUUUACUGAGGAGUGGCUUCCGUCUGGGCACUCUACCAUAAAAGCCUGAUUGGUAGAGUGCUGCAGAGAUGGUUGUCCACAGAGGAACUCUGGAGCUCUGUCAGAGUGACCAUCAGGUUCUUGAUCACCUCCUGACCAAGGCCUUUCUCCCCCGAUUACUCAGUUUGGCCGGGCGGCCAGCUCUAGGAAGAGUCUUGGUGGUUCCAAACCUUUUCCAUUUAAGAAUAAUGGAGGCCACUGUGUUCUUGGGGACCUUCAAUGCUGCAAACAUUUUUUGGUACCCUUACCCAAAUCUGUGCCUCAACACAAUCCUGUCUCAGAGCUCUAUGGACAAUUCCUUCGACCUCAUGGCGUGUUUUUUUCUCUGACAUGCACCGUCAACUGUGGGAACUUUAUAUAGGUGUGUGCCUUUCCAAAUCAUGUCCAAUCAAUUUAAUUUACCACAGGUGAACUCCAAUCAAGUUGUAGAAACAUCUCAAGGAUGAUCAGUGGAAACAGGAUGCACCUGAGCUCAAUUUCGAGCCUCAUAGUAAAGGGUCUGAAUACUUAUGUAAAUAAGGUAUUUCUGUUUUUAUGCAAAAAUUAAGAAAAAACCUGUUUUUGUUUUGUCAUUAUAGGGUAUUGUGUGUAGAUUGAGAAAUGUGGAUUUAGUCAAGGGGUCUGAAUACUUUCUGAAGACACUGUCUAUAUCACAUACUUUGUUAUAAACAUUGGCCUAGGCCCUGUUAUAGGCUGGAUUGUGCUGUAAUCUUUGAAUCUAAUUCCUUAUGGCCAUGUUACUGAGGCUUACCCUACUCUCACAUCAUAUUUCAAACAAAGUAAAAUAUGUGUAUGCAGUAAUAUACUAUUACUAAUACAGUAGUGUGUAUUCAUUACUUGAGUAUGUGUGUGUACGCUGGUAAAAAGGUGUGUGUUUGUCUUGCAGAGGAGUGGCUGCGUCCAGUCAUGCGUAAAGACAAGCAGGUUCUGGUGCACUGGGGCAUGUACCCAGACAGGUGAGAGACUGGCACCUUUUAGACUUUAACGUUGCUGCUCCUGUCUGCCUAUACAUCCACCCACUGUGACCUGUGACUGACCUUUAACGCCUCUUCUCUGUGCGGUCAGUUAUGACACCUGGGUGUCCACCAGCGACGUGGAAGGGGAUGUGGAGGAUCCACCCACCUCUGAGAAGCCCUGGAAGGUGAGGAUAGAGCAGCCAGUCAUGAUAAUGUUAUAUACAGUGAGGGGGGGAAAAGUAUUUGAUCCCCUGCUGAUUUUGUACGUUUUCCCACUGACAAAGAAAUGAUCAGUCUAUAAUUUUAAUGGUAGGUUUAUUUGAACAGUGAGAGACAGAAUAACAACAACAAAAUCCAGAAAAACACAUGUCAAAAAUUUUAUAAAUUGAUUUGCAUUUUAAUGAGGGAAAUACGUAUUUGACCCCCUCUCAAUCAGAAAGAUUUCUGGCUCCCAGGUGUCUUUUUAUACAGGUAACGAGCUGAGAUUAGGAGCACACUCAAAGAGCUCUCCAAGGAUGUCAGGGACAAGACUGUAGACCUACGCAAGGCUGGAAUGGGCUACAAGACCAUCGCCAAGCAGCUUGAUGAGAAGGUGACAACAGUUGGUGCGAUUAUUCGCAAAUGGAAGAAAGAACUGUCAAUCUUCCUCGGCCUGGGGCUCCGUGCAAGAUCUCACCUCGUGGAGUUGCAAUGAUCAUGAGAAUGGUGAGGAAUCAGCCCAGAACUACACGGGAGUAUCUUGUCAAUGAUCUCAAGGCAGCUGGGACCAUAGUCACCAAGAAAACAAUUGGUAACACACUACGCCAUGAAGGACUGAAAUUCUUCAGCGCCCGCAAGGUCCCCCUGCUCAAGAAAGCACAUAUACAGAGCUGUCUGAAGUUUGCCAAUGAACAUCUGAAUGAUUCAGAGGAGAACUGGGUUGUGGUGAGAUGAGACCAAAAUUGAGCUCUUUGGCAUCAACUCAACUCGCCAUGUUUGGAGGAGGAAGAAUGCUGCCUAUGACCCCAAGAACACCAUCCCCACCGUCAAACAUGGAGGUGGAAACAUUAUGCUUUGGGGGUGUUUUUCUGCUAAGGGGACAGGACAACUUCACCGCAUCAAAGGGACGAUGGACGGGGCCAUGUACCGUCAAAUCUUGGGUGAGAACCUCCUUCCCUCAGCCAGGGCAUUGAAAAUGGGUCGUGGAUGGGUAUUCCAGCAUGAAAAUGACCCAAAACACACGGCCAAGGCAACAAAGGAGUGGCUCAAGAAGAAGCACAUUAAGGUCCUGGAGUGGCCUAGCCAGUCUCCAGACCUUAAUCACAUAGAAAAUCUGUGGAGGGAGCUGAAGGUUCGAGUUGCCAAACGUCAGCCUCAAAACCUUAAUGACUUGGAGAAGAUCUGCAAAGAGGAGUGGAACAAAAUCCCUCCUGAGAUGUGUGCAAACCUGGUGGCCAACUACAAGAAACGUCUGACCUCUGAUUGCCAAAAAGGGUUUUGCCACCAAGUACUAAGUCAUGUUUUGCAGAGGGGUCAAAUUCUUAUUUCCCUCAUUAAAAUGCAAAUGAAUUUAUAACAUUUUUGACAUGCGUUUUUCUGGAUUUUUGUUGUUGUUAUUCUGUCUCUCACUGUUCAAAUAAACCUACCAUUAAAAUUAUAGACUGAUCAUGUCUUUGUCAGUGGGCAAACUUACAAAAUCAGCAGGGGAUCAAAUACUUUUUCCCCUCACUGUAGGCCUAAUCAACCCCCACCUCCAGCCUGAAAAGUACUAGCAGACAUUACCACCCUUGAGUACCGCAGUUGUAGUGGAUUAGUUUUGACUCUUCUCUCUCCCUCUCCUCCCAGGUGCAUGCCAAGUGGGUCCUGGACACCGAUGCCUUCAACGAGUGGAUGAAUGAGGAAGACUAUGAGGUGGACGAGAACAAGAAGACUGUGAGCUUCCGCCAAAGGAUCUUCCCAAGGGAGGAAGAGGUAGGCCAAACUCUGGGGUGUGUGUUGUGGUAAUGUGUGUGUUAUGGAUUCUUAGGGCGGCAGGUAGCCUUGCGGUUAAGAGCGUUGGGCCAGUAACCGAAAGGUUGCUGGUUUGAAUCCCCGAGCCGACUAGGUGAAAAAUCUGUCGCUGUAUCCUUGAGCAAGGCACUUAACCCUAAUUUAUCCUGUAAAUCGCUCUGGAUAAGAGUGUCUGCUAAAUUACUAAAAUGUAAAUGUAGGAAGUGUGUGUGUCUAAGUGAGUUGCUGCACAACAGGGCUCUGCACUGUGGAUUGUUGUCUUGUUCUCGUCUGUCUGUUUCUCUCUUGUCUUUUUCUCUCGUUUCUGUGUCGUGUCACCCAUCCUUUCAAACUCUUCCUUGCUCUCCUCACCACCACAUCCUCCCUCUUCUCCUUCCCCGCUCCCCACUGUGUGAGACUGUUCCAUCCUCUCAUUCUCUUGCUCUGUCUCUCAUCUUGCCAUCCCCCGUGGUUCUGAUCAGUCUUCCCGUACACCCGAUCGUAAGGAGCGCAAGGCCAACGCCGCCGGGAAGAAGAGGAGGCGCUCGCCAUCUCCCCCGACCACCCCAGCCGAGUCCCGCAAAAAAGGGCGGAAAAAGGGGGUGAGCCCCCCAAAGUCCAGAUUAGGACCGUUUCCGCCCAAAAAUCCAAUUUAGCCAUUAGGGGAAAAACACAAAAUGCCCAUGGUCAUGUUUUGGGAAACUUAAAGCCCCUUGACCCUCUUCCCCUGUCCCAGGACCGGGCUCACUGAAGCGGGUGGCCCCCGGGGCGAGGAGGAGGAGGGGGAAAGAGGCCCCUGACCAAGGACAGGGCCCCCCUCGCCUUUUCCAAGGAGGGGGUCAUUUGCCAAAAAAGGUCAUUUUUUCCCCAACCGCCCGUCUUUUUCCCCUCAUUGCUUCCCCUCUGGACCCUUUCCCUUUGUCUUUUUUUUCCCAUGUUCUCACCCCCACCUCUCCCUUUCUUCCCCCCCGGGGCCCCCCCCUCCCCUUUCCCCUUUUUUGGGCAACCCCCAAAACUUUUUCUCCCUUCUCUCCCUUUUGUUUCUUUCUAGUCUCCUUUUCCCUUUCCCCCCCUUCUUAUUUUUUUACGUUAAAAAGCCCUUUUUCCUCUCUUUUUUAUUUUUUUUCUUCCCCCCCCCCCAACCCCACCCUUCCUCCUUCUUACUUUUUUUUUCUUUUGGCCUUUAUCCGGGGAUUUUUUCUUUUUUUUUUCGGGCCCCUGGGUGCCCCAAAACCCGAAAAAGCCCCCUAUAACUGAGUUUCCCCGGAUUUCCCCCACCCCGGAAACCGGGCCAAUUUUCCCGGGCCCCCCAUUGGGGGGGGGUUUUCCCGGUGGAUUGAAAAAAGGGUUAGUGGCAAAUUUUCAGCACAUGCCCAAAUCCCAAAAAACCCCCCCAAAAAACCCCCCCCCAAAUUAAAAAAAGGGGGGGUUUUUAAACCCCCCGGUUCCCCCCCUUUUUUCCUACGGAACCGGGGCCUUUUUUAGUUUGGGUUAAAUUUUUCGGGGGAAAUUUAAAAAAACCCCCCUGAAAAAAAGGGUUUUUUUUUGGGGUUUGUGUCCCACUUUUCCUCGUUCUCCUCUUCCUCGCUCCUCUGUCCUCACCCCUUUUUCACUCUCACCCCUACUUCCCUCUCCCUCCUCGUGGUCCACCCCUCCCUCUCUUCUCCUUCAUUGGCUCAGUCACUCUAAAUCACAUGUUGUAAAUCUCCCUUUCUCUCUCAUGGUCCUGUUUCUUUCUCUGAGUGCAUCCAUCUUAUGCUUGUCACCAUGUUGACUUGCAUUUUAUUCAUCUCUGUAGUAACUGCAGUUUGUUCCUCUCUGAAUUUGUUAUUUUUUUCUAACUGUGACACGCCUCACAUACACACAUACACGCUGUCCUUGCCAAGAUUUACAUUUACAUUUUACAUUUUAGUCAUUUAGCAGACGCUCUUAUCCAGAGCGACUUACAGUUAGUGAAUACAUAUUUUUUUAAUACUGGCCCCCCGUGGGAAUCGAACCCACAACCCUGGCAUUGCAAACGCCAUGCUCUAUCAACUGAGCUACAUCCCUGCAUAGCAUGGAAUAGCCUGGGGGGACUUUCUUCAGUGGUGCAUUGAAUGGAGUGCUAGUCGGGCAGAAAGUGUUCUAAAGCCAAACACACUCGGCUAAAAAUGGUAUUUUUGGACCCAGUCCCAUCUGCAAUGUCCCACUUCUGCAACCCCCCCUCCCCCCCUCUGUAUCUAUUUCCGUGGCUGAUUUUAAAAAAGAGAGCUUACAAGAGUAAAGAGAGCCGAUAGCUACUGUCAGUGUAUUUCACCCCUACCGUACUCUGGCUAUUCUUCAGCCUUUGUUUUUCUUCCCUGUCCUCAGUGAACCCUAAGAAAGACAGCGAGAACACCCCAGUGAAGGGGGGGGCAGUGGCUGAUUUGGGUAAGUGUGUGUGUGUGCAGAACUAUUUCAGUGUUUAAGUAUCUACCUGUCUCAGUACUAAACUGUCAAUCACCGAGAUGUAUUGUUUAUUUUAUUUAUUUAACCUUUAUUUAACUAGGCAAGUCAGUUAAGAACAAAUUCUUAUUUACAAUGACGGCCUACCAAAAGGCAAAAGGCGGGGACGGGGAAAAAAAAUCAUUAAAAUAUAGGCCCAAACAUACAUCACGACGAGAGAGACCUAAGACGACAACAUAGCAUGGCAGCAACACAUGACAACAAUGGAUAGAGUGAUGUCAUAAUGCACUCUCUCUGUCUUCUAGAUGAUCUGGAGGAUGGCUCUGUGGUCUCCGGAGGCAAGGUAACACCAGUUUUUUUCCUUAAAACCUUUAAUGAUUGCCUCUAAAUACAUUCUCUUUUCCAUCUUCAUCGUAAACUGUUCCCUAUUCACCCACACACACAACCAUAGUUGUCAUUGAUAGAUAUAGGAUGAGAUUAUCAUAACCCCUGUUCUUAGCAUAUCCAGAAGGGGAUGGAAAAAUGUCUGACCUGGUGUCAGUGUUUAGAGGCAAUGUCUACCUAUUUGUAGAUUUGGGCCCGGUUUCCCGAUAGCGAUGGAACUUAGGCCUACGGCUGUUUUUAACGUUGCAUCUUUCCUACAACGGCCGAAGAUGUAACAUGCGUUUCCCAAAACACCACACAGAGAGAACGGUCACAAAGUGCGUAAUUGGAGCAUGUGUCGAUACUGAUGCGAUCGAAAGAAGGGGAGUGCUGGUCUCAGAUCAGCUUUCUCCAUUAAAAUCUUUCCUUAAAAUUAUAAUUAUUUCACAAUACUGAUGACGGAUCAGCUCCUAUUACCACCUACGUCUGCAAAUAUUGAGUCCGCUUAUUAUAAUGCUUACCCAAUGACAAUGCACUAAAUCACCAAUUUGGCACAUCAUUGCGCACAUGUUCGGCUACAUAUCAUGAAAUAUAUUGAGACAAAUUAGACCGUAGCCUACAAGUAGCAAAAUAGAACUCAGUUGAGUUUUUAUAUGUCGCUUGUUUGUGUCCAUCGCAAAGACAUUGACAACAUUGUAUUUGUAGUGAACUUUGUUCGGAAGUUAACGGCGGUCACAGACUGAUAAACCAUGUGAUUCUAUGUUUAGCGGAGGUCUUCUGUGUAUAAAGUGACACGGGAGGGCAAAAAAGCAUCUGACGCACUUAGCUGUUCUACGAGUGGUCUGAGGCAUGCGUUAGAUUACGAGCGUUUUCCAGUGCAACGUUAAUAACGUUGGUUUUAGGAAACACCUCCAAGAUUUAACGAUGCUCCUAUGAAGGUUCUAACGAUGAACUUAGCCAUAAGAUGCUUUUGGGAAACCAGGUCCUGUUCUGCCGUAAAGUACCACCAGACGCAGCCUCUUUCAGAUCCAGUUUUCCUACAUUUGGAAUGGGACUAUUCCUGAUUCAUCUGGAAAUCCUGCUUUAACGUUUGAUCCUCCGUUCAUAUAUAAUAGAAACUGACCAACCCCUAGCCAGAAUUCUGCUCUCCUUUCUUGCCUAUUUUGACCUGAUCCCAUCCGUGUGAACCUUCCCAAGUUCUCUCACAUCACCCCGCUCCUCCGCACACUCCACUGGCUUCCAGUUGAAGCUCGCAUCUACUACAAAACCAUGGUGCUUGCCUACGGAGCUGUGAAGGGAACGGCACCUCCGUACCUUCAGGCUCUGAUCAGUCCCUACACCCAAACGAGGGCAUUGUGUUCAUCCACCUCUGGCCUGCUGGCCCCCCUACCUCUGCGGAAGCACAGUUCCCGCUCAGCCCAGUCAAAACUGUUCGCUGCCCUCACGACGCCAGGACAGCGGAGUCACUCACCACCUUCCGGAGACACUUGAAACCCCACCUCUUUAAGGAAUACCUGGGAUAGGAUAAAGUAAUCCUUCUACCCCCCCUUACCCCACCCCCCCCCCCAAAAAAACAUAUAUAUAUAAAAAAAAAUAUUGUAAAGUGGUUGUCCCACUGGCUAUCAUAAGGUGAAUGCACCAAUUUGUAAGUUGCUCUGGAUAAGAGCGUCUGCUAAAUGACGAAAAUGUAAAUGUGUGACUCUGUCUCCCCCUGCAGGAGGAGGAGGAGCAGGGCAAGGCCGAUGUCAACCGCCUCAUCGACUCCAGCGAGGACAACGUGACCGAGCAGACCCACCACAUCAUCAUCCCCAGCUACGCCGCCUGGUUCGACUACAACUGGUGAGGAAUGGCCCACUGUUCUUAAUGUGUGUGGAGUGUAUCGUGUGUGUUUUGGGGUGGGGGUGUAUUUUAUUUUUGUGUCUGAGUUUACUCCCCCCCCCCCCUCUCUUUCAGUAUCCAUGAGAUUGAGAGGCGUGCACUGCCAGAGUUCUUCAACGGCAAGAACAAGUCCAAGUCCCCAGAAAUGUGAGUCAGCAAAGAACACUGCCCCACACACAACGCACUCAAACCAUUAAAGAACUGCAGACGCACGCUUUCACUAAGAAUUUUCCGUCGUAUAUACACACAAACACACACCCAUUGCUGUAUAACACAUUACAUCCUUAUUUGUUCAGACUAUUCAGUGGUUUGUUUGUAAAAUGUGUUUUCCUGUCUUGUCCCUGUCAGAUAUCUGGCCUACCGUAACUUCAUGAUCGACACGUAUCGGCUCAACCCCCAGGAGUACCUGACCUCCACCUCCUGCCGCAGGAACCUGACGGGAGACGUGUGUGCCGUCAUGAGGUGAAAGGUCAAGGGGUUAACAUGAAAUGGAUUCCCUAGGGCAGAAGCUAGGACGUUGUUCGUCAGGGCACACCGUUUGGGAUCCUGAGUGGCGCAGCGGUCUAUGGCACUGCAUCGCAGUGCUAGAGGCGUCACUACAGACCCGGGUUCGAUCCCGGGCUGUAUCACAACGGCCGUGAUCGGGAGUCCCAUAGGGCGGCGCACAAUUGGCCCAGCGUCGUCCGGGCUAGGGGAGGGUUUGGCCGGUGUAGGCCGUCAUUGUAAAUAAGAAUUUAUUCUUAACUGACUUGCCUAGUUAAAUAAAACGCUUUGUAAGGGGGGGGUUGCAAGCCUGUUCCAGUCAGUUUUUUUUCUCCAUUUGGUCUCUAAUGAAUAAUACUCAGGUUUAGUUGGACUGUCCUGUCUUGCUCUAGAUCACUGAUCAGGAGUGAUGAUUGUGGAGUAUAUUCUUUGCAUGUAUCUAACUGUCAUGUCUCUCUCUUCUAGGGUCCAUGCAUUCCUGGAGCAGUGGGGGCUGGUGAACUACCAGGUGGAUGCUGAGAGCCGGCCCCUCCCCAUGGGCCCCCCGCCCACCCCCCACUUCAACGUGCUGGCUGACACCCCCUCUGGCCUGACGCCGAUGCACCACCGCCCCCCACAGGUUAGAUAGACAACUACAUGGAGCUUUGGUCACAUUGCUUUCACCUGUCCAGCCCUUUCAGGUGUUUGGAUACUGAGGGGAAUGGUCUUUAAACCAAAUACACAUACAGGCGCUGUGUGUCUGCAACCAUUAAUUUUGAUGAUUUGAUGGGUCACAAAUGUUGUGAGUGGUUGAGCGAAAGUAUUCACUGCAUCCUCUGACCACUGUGUGAUUCCUUUCACCCUGUCUCUCCUCCAUCCAUCCUUCUAGAUCCCCUCUGGCCAGCAGAUGCUCAACUUCCCAGAGAAGGGCAAAGACAAGCCCUCUGACAUGCAGAACUUUGGCCUGCGUAACGACCUCUACUCCAAGAAGAACCCCAAGAGUAAAGGAACCAGCGGCGGCCGGGAGUGGACCGAGCAGGAGACCCUGCUCCUAUUGGAGGUACGUCAAUCACAACUUACCAGCUGACCAAUCACAAAUGGACUGCAUAGCAUACCAGCCUAUCGGAGCCUUUCUCAUCCCUUCAUCUCCCUUCACACCACUUCACUAAUCGCAAACAUAAUCUAAAACCUACCAGCCUAUCAGAGCUCUUCUCAUUCCUCUAUCUCCUCCCUACCAGGCUCUGGAGAUGUACAAGGAUGACUGGAACAAGGUGUCGGAGCACGUGGGCUCGCGCACCCAGGACGAGUGUAUCCUGCACUUCCUGCGUCUGCCCAUCGAGGACCCCUACCUGGAGAACUCUGAGUCGUCCCUGGGCCCCCUGGCCUACCAGCCCGUACCCUUCAGCCAGUCAGGCAACCCCGUCAUGAGCACUGUGGCCUUCCUGGCCUCCGUGGUGGACCCCCGCGUGGCCUCCGCCGCCGCCAAGGCAGCCCUGGGUACGUGACUGGGGAGUGUGUUGGGGGGAACUGGGUGUGUGGGUCAUUUGCAAUAUGUGGUAGCCUAGCAAGUGUGUUUUAUCGUAAAAUAAAAUGUGUUUUCAUUUGUAUGUAAUAUCACACUGCAUGUAGUGUGUGGUAAGGAUACGGUUGUGUGUGUAAUAUCGCUGUGUGUUUGAACAUAUCAGUGUGUGUGUGGAGGGACUAUCACAAGGUGUGAGUCUGUAGCUAACUGCAGUGCCUCCCUCUCUCUCCAGAGGAGUUUAGCCGUGUGCGUGAGGAGGUGCCAGCAGAGCUGGUGGAGGCCCAUGUGAAGAAGGUUCAGGAGGCGGCCCGCAGCACGGGCAAGGUAGACCCCGCCUAUGGCCUGGAGAGCAGCGGCAUCGCAGGAACCGCCCCCGAGGAGCCCGAGAAGACCGGUAAAACAGAACACACACUCAGAAAAGAACAUACAACCUCGGAAAAGAACACACACUCAGGACAGAACAGAAUACACACAUACUCGGAACAGAACACAUGCAUUCAGAUAUAUGUACACACAGUCACACAUUUGCAAAGGUAGAUACAAAAAUAUACACUAGUGAUCGGGGGAAAAAAUUGAAAGUUAUAUAUUGGGAUCAUUUUGACUAUCACAAUUUUAUUUUUGCGCUAGUUGGCUGUACCUGCACCAAUUUCCAGAAUUUUUUCUUCAUAGCGUGUUCUCCAUCUUUUUAAAUAUGGAGCCAAUUUUUGUUCAGCACUUAUUUCCAUGACUGAUCAAAACUUGUUUUUUCAUGGCUGUCUCUUGUCCCUCUGCAGCAAUAUGUUUGGAACAUCGAAUUGCAAUACAAUCACAGUAUCGAAUCACAAUACAUAUAGAAUUGCGUAAGCACACAUGCCUUCAUAUAAACAUACAAAAACGUUCUCUCAUCACAUACGUUAAACAUACUCUCAUGCAUACGAUACUCACACAAAAUACCCACCCAUAUGCACACGCCCACAUUUAGAUGGAGUACUGAGUGUUACCAGUGGAGGGCAGCAAAUGGCCAAGACACAGACAGACCACAGCUAACAGGUUAGGGCGAGGCUGCUCUUAGCCAGCUGUCGGCAGGUCACCUAGACCUUAUGCCUACCUCCUGCAUGUGUGUGUGCGCUCGCGUGGGUAAAGCCAGAUGUGGAUUCUCACCAGAACAUUAGAGGUUCCAGCUGAAAUCAGGAUGGCCAGUGGGGGGGGGGCGACGUAGAGGUUUCUUCAGAGUGUGUUAUGUGUAUGUGCCUGGCUGCCGUGGUAACCAGUGGAUUAGAAUGGCAGAUGGGGGUGGGGGAGGGGUUGAAACUGGGUCAACACACUAUGCCAUGUGCCAUGGGCCUCAAUGCCUGGUACACAAACAGCAAUCCCUCAAUCAGCAAUUACACAUGAAUAAAUGCAUGUUACACACACACGCAUCAGCAAUCAAUAAAUGGCCUAAAUGCAUUCAAUACCCUCCCCAAAGCAGUCUACCAUCUCUCAUACAGGUCAAUAAUUGCAUAGUAGAAAACAUGCACACAUGGACAUGCUUUUUCAAACACACAUUCAUGCGCUCACUCCCCAUAGACUCACUCACUUUCUCCUACAUUUGCACAUGCACACACACACACACACACACACAAAUACACACUGUCUGAACCAUGGUGAGGGUCUACUGAUGAUGCAUAAUCUGUUUUCUCUGAGAAAUGUCUUGUUCUUUGUCUAGCCCUUUUCUCAAACCCCGUCUCUCUGUCUGUCAUUGUAGAGCCAGCAGAGACAGAGAAAAUGGACACAGACUCCGACUCCCAGCAGCCUGACAAGGUGAGACGACCCAGGGGUGAGAGGUCUUUUAGUUUAGUUAAUUCAUUCGACCAUUUAAAAAAACAAGCACACAUAAAACUUGAAAAAGCCAUACAUACACAUGAGUAAAAUCAUCGAGGAUAACACACAAUCAAGUCUGGGACUUAUUUCCAUUGUGGUCCUCUUGAAACAAGAUGGCUAGGAAAGAUCCAACACGGUUGAACACCGUAUAACAGAGAGAUGAUAAUAAAACAUAGAUAGAACAUCUAUCUCAUCGUUGCAGUUACAUCGUAGGGGACAUUCAUAUGGGCACAGAAGACAUCAAACAGUGUUUUACUUUAUUUCUAAAGCAGGCAGUCAUACGGUCUGCCCCCUACAUUUACUACUCUCUCUCUCUCACCAUCCAUCCACCCUAUUUCUCUGUGUUUAGGAAGGCCACAGGGUAAAUGUAACACCACAGAUCACAUUAGCAGGAGUUAGCCAUGCAUCAGUGACCAGUGUAGAGGGGGGAAUCUUCAUUAACCUUCAUUAGCCAUCUCCUAUCCACGCUGGUUCUGGUCCUGAUUGUUUUACUGCAGGCUUAUUGAAAUACAGAGCAUUAACUUUGACCCUUGUUCGGUUUAGUUCAUUUUUCUCCUUAGCUCUCAAUGACCUGUCUAGCUGUAGUCUUCAGUUUGGUAUUUCUCAGUUCUAUAUCACCUUCAGUUCUGUGUGACCUGCAUAUAAAUAUAGUCAGCUAUGUAACACCUCAGUCUUACCUGUCGCUGCGCGUCUCUGUUGUCUCAGGCUGAGUCUAAGGAUGAGGCGGAGAAGCCCAGUGAGUCUGCUGAGAAGCCGGCCGAGGGAGAGAAGGUGAAGAGCGAGACGGCCGAACCGUCGGAGCGGGAGGAGGGAGAGAGCGAGGGAGGAGAGGGCAAGGCUACAGCAGGUACAGUAGAUGGAUGAUUCAAUCGAAGCAGAAUAGCCUUUUUUUAUUUGGGUUGUAUAAGUCCUGCAUUGACUUGAAUUGAUAUCGAAUUAUAAUGUUUAUGCAAUGUUUUCGCAAUGUUUUCAGACAAAGGCAAGGAGGAGGCCAUGGAGACCUCGGAGGAUGACAAGGAGAAGGAGGAUCAGGGAACGAUGGACGAGGAGGAAGAGGAGAGGAAGAAGCUAGAGUCGGACGGAGGGGAGGGGAACAUCGCUACUGCAGCCGCCGCUGCCCUCGCCUCAGCUGCCACCAAGGCCAAGGUGAGCUUAUUCUAGAGGGCCCAGGGGUGAGCUUAUACUAGAGGGCCCAGGGGUGAGCUUAUACUAGAGGGCCCAGGGGUGAGCUUAUACUAGAGGGCCCAGGGGUGAGCUUAUACUAGAGGGCCCAGGGGUGAGCUUAUUCUAGAGGGCCCAGGGGUGAGCUUAUUCUAGAGGGCCCAGGGGUGAGCUUAUUCUAGAGGGCCCAGGGGUGAGUACUGAGGCCCGGGGCUUAUUCUAGAGGGCCCAGGGGUGAGCUUAUUCUAGAGGGCCCAGGGGUGAGCUUCUUCUAGAGGGCCCAGGGGUGAGCUUAUUCUAGAGGGCCCAGGGGUGAGCUUAUUCUAGAGGGCCCAGGGGUGAGCUUAUUCUAGAGGGCCCAGGGGUGAGCUUAUUCUAGAGGGCCCAGGGGUGAGCUUAUUCUAGAGGGCCCAGGGGUGAGCUUAUUCUAGAGGGCCCAGGGGUGAGCUUAUUCUACAGGGCCCAGGGGUGAGCUUAUUCUAGAGGGCCCAGGGGUGAGCUUAUUCUAAGGGCCCAGGGGUGAGAUUAUCUAGAGGGCCAGGGGUGAGUUAUCUAGAGGGCCAGGGUGAGACUUAUUCUAGAGGGCCCAGGGGUGAGCACUUUGUACAGUGAGGGAAAAAAAGUAUUUGAUCCCCUGCUGAUUUUGUACGUUUGCCCACUGACAAAGAAAUGAUCAAUCUAUAAUUUUAAUGGUAGGUUUAUUUGAACAGUGAGAGACAGAAUAACAACAACAACAAAUCCAGAAAAACGCAUGUAAAACAUUUUAUAAAUUGAUUUGUAUUUUAAUGAGGGAAAUAAGUAUUUGACCCCCUCUCAAACAAAAAUAUUUCUGGCUCCCAGGUGUCUUUUAUACAGGUAACGAGCUGAGAUUAGGAGCACACUCUUAAAGGGAGUGCUCCUAAUCUCAGCUUGUUACCUGUAUAAAAGACACCUGUCCACAGCAAUCAAUCAAUCAGAUUCCAAACUCUCCACCAUGGCCAAGACCAAAGAGCUCUCCAAGGAUGUCAGGGACAAGAUUGUAGACCUACACAAGGCUGGAAUGGGCUAUAAGACCAUCGCCAAGCAGCUUGGUGAGAAGGUGACAACAGUUGGUGUGAUUAUUCGCAAAUGGAAGAAACACAAAAUAACUGUCAAUCUCCCUCAGCCUGGGGCUCCAUGCAAGAUCUCACCUCGUGGAGUUGCAAUGAUAAUGAGAACGGUGAGGAAUCAGCCCAGAACUACACGGGAGGAUCUUGUCAAUGAUCUCAAGGCAGCUGGGACCAUAGUCACCAAGAAAACAAUUGGUAACACACUACGCCGUGAAGGACUGAAAUCCUGCAGCGCCCACAAGGUCCCCCUGCUCAAGAAAGCACAUAUACAGGGCCGUCUGAAGUUUGCCAAUAAACAUCUGAAUGAUUCAGAGGAGAACUGCGUGAAAGUGUUGUGGUCAGAUAAAACCAAAAUCGAGCUCUUUGGCAUCAACUCAACUCGCCGUGUUUGGAGGAGGAGGAAUGCUGCCUAUGACCCCAAGAACACCAUCCCCACCGUCAAACAUGGAGGUGGAAACAUUAAGCUUUGGGGGUGUUUUUCUGCUAAGGGGACAGGACAACUUCACCGCAUCAAAGGGACGAUGGACGGGGCCAUGUACCGUCAAAUCUUGGGUGAGAACCUCCUUCCCUCAGCCAGGGCAUUGAAAAUGGGUCGUGGAUGGGUAUUCCAGCAUGACAAUGACCCAAAACACACGGCCAAGGCAACAAAGGAGUGGCUCAAGAAGAAGCACAUUAAGGUCCUGGAGUGGCCUAGCCAGUCUCCAGACCUUAAUCCCAUAGAAAAUCUGUGGAGGGAGCUGAAGGUUCGAGUUGCCAAACGUCAGCCUCAACCUUAAUGACUUGGAGAAGAUCUGCAAAGAGGAGUGGGACAAAAUCCCUCCUGAGAUGUGUGCAAACCUGGUGGCCAACUACAAGAAACGUCUGACCUCUGUGAUUGCCAACAAGGGUUUUGCCACCAAGUACUAAGUAAUGUUUUGCAGAGGGGUCAAAUACUUAUUUCCCUCAUUAAAAUGCAAAUCAAUUUAUAACAUUUUUGACAUGCGUUUUUCUGGAUUUUUCUGUUGUUAUUCUGUCUCUCACUGUUCAAAUAAACCUACCAUUAAAAUUAUAGACUGAUCAUGUCUUUGUCAGUGGGCAAACGUACAAAAUCAGCAGGGGAUCAAAUACUUUUUUCCCUCACUGUAUAUCUGACCCUGAAACUACACCGCAAGCAUAGCGGCAGCUUUCCGUAUGCGCUGUUUUUGGUGUCCGAAACCAGAAGUAGCAAACGGAGGCAGAAAUCAAAAGCGAGAGACACUUUUUCAGUUGGGAAGCGUGAACGAAAUGCAAUGAAAUAGACCUGAAGCCUUAACAGAUGCUUCAGCAGCUCAAGCUCCAUUCACUCAUGCUAUGCUUGCGCUGCCGGUGUAGCAUCUCUCAUUGAUCGGUAUGUCAGUUUUCCCCAUGGCUCAAAAGCGCUUGCGCUACGCUUACACUACCUGGCCAGUCUAGUUGUUACUUCUCUUUCCUCUGUAUUUCUCCCUUUCCCUGUAGCACCUGGCGGCGGUGGAGGAGAGGAAGAUCAAGUCUCUGGUGGCUCUGCUGGUGGAGACUCAGAUGAAGAAGCUGGAGAUCAAGCUCAGACACUUUGAGGAGCUGGAGACCAUCAUGGACCGAGAGAAAGAGGCUGUAAGUAGUGGGACAGAGGUGGAUUAUGGGAAAUGUAGUUCAGUGGAAGACUGCUGCUGGUUGAACGUGUUUGUAGUUUCAGACCCCUUUGGGAUGUGAAAGGAUUGGAUAUGCAUCUGAAAUGUAGUGGUAUCUAGGCUAUAUCAGUGUUAGUUAUCACCCAUCCAGGCAUUUGAGAUGUGUGUGAGGUAGAGCCAACGACAGAUGGAUAACUUGGCUGGACAAAUAGAUGGUUUUGGGAGUGGGCCUAUAUCUACAACAUAAGCAGAGGAAGUGAAAAGUGUAAAUAUAAAACAUUUGCAUUAAUAAUGGAUGGUAAUUUGAGGGGUGGGGAGUACACAGAGGAUAGUAGAAUAAAGAACAUGCAAGCAUAUGAAGGAAACACACUUGGGGGGGGGGGGGGGGGGGGUCAGGCGUCGUUGCUGUGUCCAUUUGGAUACACAUGGUUUAAGUUGCUCAACUAACUGCUGGGUAGAUAGGGGGCCUGUAGUCCAGUGGAAAGGGUGGCUGUGUGUGUCAGGAGUGUAAAACUCUAAAGCGUGGAGCUGCUGCGGACCGUAGGCCAGUGAACAGCCUGAUAAAUAGUGCAUGAAAAAGCCAGCCAGCCAUUACAUAACCCUCUGGAACAGCACCCAGGCUGCCUCCCUCCUACCGUUACCACAGGCUGUAAACACUGGGUCACACACACUCUCUCAAAUACACACUGUGUCUCCGUCUUAAACACACACACACACAAAUGCUAAAUAAGGGCACUCCUCACUGUCUUACUACUCCACAUUCUUCCACCUCUACAAAUGUACUUACCAGGGCACAAAUAGGGAAUAUACUUCCUCUCCCUUACCUCCUUCCCUCUCUUUUUCCACCUCUCUCCGUCUCUGUAGAGUUUCUGGUAAUGGAAUUCCCCAAUUUGAUUCCGUGUCAGAGAGAGUGUUAGUGGUUUAUUGCAUGCAAAUCAAUUCCUUUUAUCGACAUUUCCAGCCAUUGCUCCCUCUCUCCUUCCUGCUUCCAGAGUGGUCCUGUUUCACUGCCCCCUCUCUUCCUCCUCACGGUCUCAUUCCAUUGCUUUUCCUCUCUCCCGCUGCACCGCUCUUCCCCUCUGUCAUAAUGUCAGCUAUCGUGAUCAUUUUGUCUUUAUAGCUUAUACUCUGUUUAAUUCUUUCCUUAUUCCUCUCCCUCAUUCUUUGAUUUAUCAAUCCAUGGCACAAUGAAAUGAAGCUGUUUUGUGUAUCACCACCCUCCUCCAUAUACCACUGUUGACUUGGUAUAUCAUCCUCUCUCUGUGAUACUAUGAGUAAUGAUCAUCCUUAUACUUGUGGACAAUGGGCUUUUGAGAAGCGAAUGGGAAUGAUAAUCAUGAUUAAUAGUAUGAUAAAAUGAUGACCUCACCCCCCAUCUCUCUCGCAAUCGCCCUCUCUUCCUGUCCCGCUUUCUAACCCCACCCUCUCUCACCCCUAUUUCUGCCACCUCUCUCUAACCCCCCUCUCUCACCCCUCCAGUUGGAGUUGCAGAGGCAGCAGCUGCUGACGGAGCGCCAGGCCUUCCACAUGGAGCAGCUGAAGUAUGCUGAGAUGAAGGCCCGCCAGCAGAUGGAGCAGCAGCAGGCCAACGCAGCGGCCCAGGGACCCACACCCCACCAUGGCCCCCCAGGCCCAGGCAUGCACCACGGACCCACCCACCACGGACCCCCUCCCGCCAUGCACUCCGGACACGGCCCCCCCGGCCCCGGGUUCCACCCCAUGGGUCCCCACCACCCGCAACAGACAGGUAAGGUCACACACACUGGAGCACACCAUCUCUCAGCAAAGAAGCGCACAAAAGACCCAGAAACUCCUGGAACAAUAUCCAAGGCAAGGGAAUAACACAAAAUAUUAGCUAGGAAACAUUAGCCAGUUUUCAAAAACAUGUUCCAGCACACUGAUUCUGUGAUAGGCCAAGUGUCUCACCAAGCCUCUCCUUUUGUUUAGGACCAAUGGGAGGGCCCGGUCAGCCCAUGCCAGGGCGCAUGAUGCCUGGCGGCCCCCCUCCUGGCAGCAUGCCUCCCAUGAUGGGCCCCCGCCACCCUGGAGCCCCCAACGGCAUGUGUGAGUACACUAUCUGUACCUGCAUUCCAGAUCCUGUGUGUGUGUUGGUGUGUCCCAUUCUCUAACCAGUGUGUGCUCUGUCCUCAGACCCUGGCCCCUCGCCUGUACAGCCUGAUGGGAUGCCCCCAGCGUCUGUGGGACCUCAAGCUGCAGCCCCAGCACGAGUUGCUGACAACUAA